CCACAGACCACGCCGAAACACUAGGUAAGACUGCGUACGAUUGGCUAACUUGGAACUUGCAGCCAAUCGGCGAGCGCCUGUCGGAAGGGUUUGACUUUCACGAGCCAUGGCAGCUUGUUGUCGAGGUUGCUGUCAUACUACCAGAUUGAGAUCAACGCCUUUUCAUCACACAAACCUAUUUAUAUCUCGGUCAGCACUAUAUUUAGAUGCUAGAUUUACCGAAAUGUUAAACAAACGGGCCUAGUUUGGAUACAGUGAGAAUCGUGAAUUAUAUUCACGUAAAAUUGAGUCGGGCUGAGUGAAAAUCACGGAUAUAAUCCAUGGAUGUUGUCACUGGCGUUUGUUUAUCAUUAUCGUUCUGCGUAAGGGCAAUUCCUGAUAAAAUACUUAUAAAUAAGACAAUAGUUUCAUGAGUUUAUUCUGUGUCUGUCAUACUGUCUGAGCUAAAGAUGGCGGAUUCGACUAAUUCCCAUGCAGUCUGUAUUAAACAAUGGAAGGCAGCAUACUACGUAAAUAAGGACAAAAAGUGGCGGUAUGGACAACUGGGCCUCAUCCCAGAGGGAGUUGUGUUUACUGAAGCAUCCACUGGUACUUCCUCCAACACAGAUACAACAGGAUUCUCACAGACCAUUUUGUUUUCAUCAUUCACCGAUGUGAAAAAGACCACAUCCACCAUGAUUUUUCCUGUCAUUACAAUUUCCACAAACAGCGACAGACACUGGUUCGGUUCCUUCACUGACAGACAAAGCGUGUUUAAUACCGUGGCACAUUUCUGGAGAAUGCGUCUUAUUCCUGAAAAUAAAAGCCCAAGAGCAGCUGGUGGAACACGGACAAAACUGGGCAGAGAACUUCUCAGAUUAGCACACGAUUCACAAGCAACUAUGAGCUCAGCUGCACGGACCUUGCAUCACCAAGGACAGCAAAUAGACUCUUCCUUAGCAACUAUGGAUGAUUUGCAUAAUGAUCUGGAUGUUGCUGACAAAUUUGUGUCCGAACUUGAAUCGUGGCUUGGAAACUGGCGCGCUUCUGCCAAUGUGCCGCUUACGCAGUCAGUAUUAAUUAAACACACAGAUCUGCCUGACAUUGCUAACUUUGAAGUCCUUUACGCGAAAGCCGUGGGUACCUCAUUGUCCGGAUUUGUGCCGGGAUCUGUGUGGAUCAGUCGAAAGGAAGGGGUGACGAUAUUGGGGACAAAGCAAGACAUCAUACAGCAUUUUGGGCCUGGUGGGGUAUGCUUGUCCCGGGUUAGAGUGCUUAACCCGUGGGAGUUGAUAUUAACAAGUUACCGUUUGGGAGAAUCAGAUCUCUCAUACCACCUCCUCUCCACAAAAGCUGUUGAAGCCCUGAGACACUUAGAAGUUGGCAGAGCUGACAAAAUAGAGUACAUGAGACCUUCCCCUGUGUAUGUGUGGGUUGAUUCGACUAUCACAACAGGCAGAGCCAGCUUGUUACCUAGACAAGAGUUAUCUGCCCCUUCCAUGCCAGCCUCUGGGGUAGUGCAGCCCAACACUACAGCCCAGACACAGAGCCAACUGUUACAAAAACAUGCACCUGUGUCAGAUCAGGAGGUUCAGGAACUGAGCGAUAUUUUAUCAGAUCUCAAAGGUAUGGCGAUUGCUGUCCAGCAAGAAGAAGACAAACAGCUAGAAGCCCUUGACACUCUGUUGAUGGCUGUAGACAUGGCUGAUGCUCGCAGGGCAGAAUUAGAGAAUAGAGUACAGAAACUGAUCAAGAACUGAUCUUGAAUUUCAGAAUUUAUUCAUUUCAAUUUUUACUCAUAUGAUGUCAGUUUAACAGGAAGUGAAAACCACAGCGGAACAGAUAAACUACUGACCUUUGACAAGUUAAUGACCAACUUUCCCACACAAUAUUGCACACAUUAAUGGAGGAAGACAAGAGGUCUUCAGGUUACUUCAAUGAUUCACAGGCUAUGCAAAAAGCCACACGAGUGUCAUUAACCAUUUACUGUUACUAAGCAGUGAGUGUGGGGAUAUCCACAAAGUAUCUGUCCCAGAUGUGUGCUCAUACAAUAUUCUGUUGUCAGUGUCAAUAUCCAAUUUAACCUAAUAACCUUAAAACCAUUUUGGUUUGCUUACUGUCUAAAUUCUUCUAUUUAACAUGUCCUUUCCCAUAUCUUGUUAUCAUAAAGACACACCAAUGCUUUAAUAACCAAAAUGUAAAUAAAGUUCAAUUCCAU
Molecule: messenger RNA, 2197 nt
Organism: Liolophura sinensis
Lineage: Eukaryota; Metazoa; Mollusca; Polyplacophora; Chitonida; Chitonidae
Product: synaptosomal-associated protein 47-like
Exons: 1
Coding region: 450-1739 (429 amino acids)
Biological process (GO): synaptic vesicle priming; exocytosis; synaptic vesicle fusion to presynaptic active zone membrane
Cellular component (GO): plasma membrane; SNARE complex
Molecular function (GO): syntaxin binding; SNAP receptor activity
Source: RefSeq, a predicted model, not a curated record